GUCUGUGUGUCUGUGUGUGUGUCUGUGUGCGUGUAGGUGUGUACGUGUGUAGUUGUGGAGGCCAGUGUGAGAGUGUGUGUCGUCCGGUGUACACGCGAGGACCAGCAGGCUCUGACGCACACACACACGCACACGCGGCAUGCUUUGGCGUUCACAAGUAUAGUCACCAUGGACGCGAUACACACACUACUGCUGCUGCUGGGGUGGCUGGCGGCGCCGUGGCAACCCUCGGUGAAUGCGCAGGCCUGGCGGUCCUCCCCCACCGAGGCGCCGCAGGGAGGGGAGCGCCUGGACUCUCAACACUCCGUCAUCCCCCUCGUCAAAUUCUCUUGUCGAGGGAGGAGCGAAGGUUACUACGGGGACAUGGACUUCGGCUGCACCGUCUUCCACUACUGCACCGGGGAGUCCCAGCGCUUCUCCUUCAAGUGUGACGAGGGCAUGAAGUUCAAUGAGAUGACCAUCUCCUGCAGCGCCGGCUACUUUGGGGACUGCAGCCACCCGGACCUCGUGGGUUCCGCCGGCCGCAACAAGUCCAACGCUCCGAUCACCGCCCACAGCUUCAUCAAACUUCCUGGCUUCAUCAAAAAGGCCGAGGAGGAAGGCCUAGGCAAGUCAGACCAUCCACUGCCCUUCACUCAACACAAGAAUCCUGUACGCGACAUAAACAACAAUUACUUCGACUCUAAUGACCAGGAACCUGAUGCCUCAAAUAGAGUCGCAAAGGAAAAAGGUAACAGCAUCAAACGCUCGUCGUCCUCAAGAACGUUUGAAAGCCCAAUGAUGUCGGCUCUGUCAGCCUUCGCCUCGCUCGCCAACAUUCCGCUGGACAGCGCCAUGCUCGCCAAAAGCCAUCGCGAGGACCGUUCAAGGGACGUUGAUCAUCAGGACAGCUUCGGCGAGGUGGAUAGAGCCUUCCUAGCCAAUCCGUCUCCACGCCGCCAGCCGCAGCACAAGCAGGGCAGCGGCAGCUUCUUCCAACUGCCUUUCUUCCAGACCGAGACUAAGAAGGGCAGGGCCGUCCCCCACCACCCCCCGCCGCGUGCCCAGAGCAUCGUCAAGACCCACCACCCGCGACCACACCCAAGACCCGAUGCCCAGGAUCCCUACGUGGAGCCGCCGCCGCGUUACCAGCGGCCUCCUCAACGCUACCCGCCUGGCGAAGACUACGACGACCCUCAUGAUGACCGCUAUGACUCCGUGCAGAGCAAGACUACGACAAACUCCUUCCGGCCGUCGUCACUGCUGCACGGCGGCAACAACGAUGACUUCCGGCCUGUGACGGAGGCCAGCCGCGCCCCGCCCGCCCUUGAAGACGAUGAGCUGGCCCGCCCCCACAGGGAGGCUCAGGGCGGCGGCGCCGUCUCAUCCACCUUCCAAAACUUUUCGCCUGGGUUUUCCCAGCAAGGCUCCGCCCCCAGGUUCCCCGCCCAUAACACAUUCAACAACCCUGCCCAGAACACUUUCAAUAACCCCGCCCAGAACACCUUUAACAACCCCGUCCAGAACACCUUUAACAAUCCCGCCCAGAACACCUUCAACAACCCCCCCCAGAACACCUUCAACAGUCCCGGCCAGGAAGCCCCGACAGGGUUCCUCUCUGAACCACGCUUCCCCUCCACGGGCGGCGGCAGCUUCCUGUUCCACCGGCCGCCCGUUCCCUCGCUCGUCACCAAUGCUCCUUUCCACCACGUGCUGCCGUCUGGGACAGGCUUCCGCCCCACCCCCGCCCCGCAACUACAGCCACAGGGCGCCUUUGGCUUUCGGCCGCAGCCCCAGCCCAGCCACACCGGUGUUCGCCAGCCCAUCCCGACCUUCAGUGGUCAGCCUCAGUCACAGGCGGCCCCAGGUUUUGGUCAGCCAUCCCCUCAAACAUUUGGUCGACCUCCAGCGCCUCGGCCGGUGCAAACCUUUAGCUUCCCUCAGCCUAGGCCGCCUCAGUCCCCGCCCUCCAUCUUCGGGCAGGGAUUCACUACCCAGCCCUCCAUCUUCCCGCAGCGCCUCACUCCCAAGCCAGUCUCGCCACAGUCCCCACAAAGCUUUGGCCGUCCAUCCAAUCCCCCGGAGCCGCUCAACGUGUUCAACCUUGCCGCUAUUCCAUUACACACCACAAGUGACUUUGGCGCACCGCCGCCGCCACCACCAGGCUUCUCUCAGUCGAGUGAUCCAGUGCGCAACACCUUUAAAAUUUCCUCUCCAUCAUCGAUUGUAGCGACUACUCCAACUCCUUUGGAUGACUCUGGCUUCGGGAAUACAGAACUGCAGCAGGAGAGUCCUCUGGGCCAGGAUGACACACAAAAGGAACAACCUGAAUCAAAUCCUACUCCUGCUCGAAGGCCGACAAGACCCUCUGCUUCCCGCCGUCGCCCCCUCACCGGCAGCAGUGACACCUCACGGACGCCUCAAAGCUCUUCUCGUCUUCCUGACUCCAGCACCGAUAACAUUCCUUCGCCCCCAGAUAACGCUGAUGCAUCGGAGGCCUUUGGCCGCCCAUUGCAGGGCAGACGAAGAGGCAGGCCACGGGGGAGGCCUGAGGAAGGCGAGAGGCAGAACACCAGACGCAGGCCGGUCAGCCCCAGCACCGAAGAGCCUGAGCGUCUAAGGCCGUCCAGAACGCGACAGCCCAGUCAGCCCCUCGGCCCAACACUCUCACGCACCACCCAGGAGGAGCUUCCAACCCAGCCUGGCAGAAGACUACCGCAGGCGCCAAGGCUUCACCCGCACCCUGUCUCCACGGUGACCGAGGACCCCUUCGUCCUCACCACGCCCUUUACCCCCCACACGCCGGAUCCAUUUUCUCGCUUCCCUGACACCUUUAACCUCCAGUCUGAGGAACACUUCCAACACUCGCCUGACGUGUUCAACUUGCCCACAGGUGUCGGCGGCGCCCCUGACAGCCCCCAGUACCUCGGCAAUGACCUCCACCCUGACCUUGGGUUCGGCAGUGGCCCGGGAGAUGUGGAAGGGGAGGGCCUCGGCGCCGUGGAGGAGGUGGAGGAGGACACUAAUGUCAUUCAACCUGCUGAGGCCGACCUCUCCCUCGUGCCUGACGAGGCUUCGGCUGCCCCAUCCUCGCCGCUGCCAGACACCACCACCGCCAGCACACCGCUCCGCCGUCGCCCCAGCAUGAGGACACGCUUGCGGUCACGCCCUUCCCUACGCACCACCACGCCGCCUCCUGACAUCCUCCACCCCGAGGAUACCACCCAGUCUGACUACGACUAUUCCGAGGACUCCGUGACGACCACCGAGAUACCGGCCAUAGAGGACACGCUAGGGACCACCACGACACUCUCGCCCUUCAGACAGAGACUCCAGGACCGUCUGGAUCGCCUCAAAAACAGGCGGAGACAAAACUACGCCUCCCACACCACCACCAGGACCUUGACCUCCUCACGCCGCACCACCACGCAGCAGCCCACCACUAACCAACGAGGCGCCGACCGCUUCGCUGCCUCUCAGCGCGACUCUGACGAUGAGGCAGACGCUGACCAGCCUGUGACUACAGUGUCUCCGCGACGCCGCCUGCUGAGGCCGAGUGGCCUUGACAGAAACAAAUUUCAGAGCUUCAGGAACAAGCUGAGGAGCCGUAUCAGGAGCAGAGUGACGACCUCAGAGACUUCGGAGACGGAGGAGGACACGACCGUCGUUCCGGAGACCACGGAGGAGGAAGAGGCUCCAAGCGGAGGACGAGCCAGAAGACUUAACAGGUUUAAACCCAGGCCAACGGAGAGCCACAGAGAAGGUGUUCUUGUAGUGAAGGAGAUUCUUCGAUCACCAGACCAGGAGACUCAAGAGACCACUCGGCUUGAGGUGUCAGAAAAGACGACGCUGGAGCACAACCGGGAUCAUCCUGACGGAGGGGACGCAUCGGCCACCACCGAAGUAUUUGGAGGGAGGAAAGGCGACAAGAGAAAUCCCAUCGACCUGCAGGAGGAUGGUGAGGAGGGUCACACGGAGCCACCGGAGCCUGAGGCAUCCGCUGGCCCCGGCUUCCAGGGCAGGAGGAUCGUCGAUCCCAAUUUCAGAGCACGCUUCAGGCAGUUUUUAAAGAACAGGAAAAAUAAACUCAGUGCGAGAUACAGAGCGUCAGGAGGCACUGACGAGGAGUCAGAGGGACAGGAGGACGUCGCUGACGCCGAGGAGGGUCAGCGUCUUGGUGUUUUGAGGCGGCCAUACUCCCGUCCUGGUGCAGAGGGAGAGUCACACUCUCAGGACAACAUAGGGCCAGCGCAGGGGCCACAGCAGCAGCAGCAACAACAGGAAGAAGAAGAACUGAGCGCGGUGCUAAAGGAGAGGGCGGAGAAGUUUGAACAGAGGCGGAAGGAGCUGCGAGACAAGUUGUUGGCCCGUGGGGAUGACGGCAGACUAAGCCGCAGGAUCCCCGCUCUGCCCUUCAGGGACAACGUUCCUGAGGGAGUCUCGACGAAGGAUGAGGAACAGCUUCUACCUGGUGGUGAGAAGAGUGCUCCUACCUCCGAGGCACCACAGGCCCCAGAUGAGGAGAUGAAAACCACUGAGAGUCCCGUGCAGAAAGUGAUCUCAAUCGACGGGUUCAGACCGAUCAUCGAGACGCCUCCCGCACCACCCACACCCACACACCCCAAGCCACAGCAGGAGCCUGAGGUCAUUACAGCGCCGCCCGCCAAUGAGGAUGACGACGUGAUGAUGCUAUUCAAGGUGUCUGCUGGCUUUGGCGGAAGGAAGCAGCAGCAGCAACAGAAGGACGUGACUCGACCUUCUCUCAGUGACCUCCCGCCUCCCUCCACCAUGAUAGUCCGCGAGAUCGGCGCAAAACCCUCCACAAGCCCGGCGCCGCCGCCAGUCACACCCGGGGCCACCACGCCCGUUGUUCCCUUAGAGUCAGACGAUGCCAUUGAAGAUGAUCCUGAGGAUCCCCACGAAGUCAUGGAGUCCCAGCACGCUCCGGUGUUACUCUCCGUGCAGACGGUGCCAGAGCGAGCCUCCCUUGAUGACCACGAGGGCCUGGUCCUCACCCCCGCCACCACGAGGACCACCGAGCCGCCACCGCCGCCGCCGCCCUCACCCUCCUCACCCGCCGAGGCUGAGGCAACGUCCUCGCCAGUGCCGCCACGUGCCGGCCGUCCCUCGAGACCUUCCUUCAACCUGGCCGCCGCUUCAGACCGGCGUGGUGGCCCUGACAACGAGGGAGAGGCGGCCACUGGUGGGGCGGCGGUCGCGCCGGCGACGCCGCCGCCGCACCUCACCAUCACCAUGGCAACGGACUCCCCGUUCCUGCCCCUGGAAAUGUUGCUGCCGCUGAGCAGCUCACGGUGAGGCCGCGGCUGCGUCCCCACCAACCCUCCCCCUCCUCCGAGGCACCGCCAUGUGCUGCUCACGGCGCCACAGGAAAAAAAAGAAAAAAAAGAAA
Eriocheir sinensis (Chinese mitten crab) is the source of this 5389-nucleotide messenger RNA. Its product is annotated as msx2-interacting protein-like. The transcript has 5 exons. The coding region runs from base 169 to 5295 and encodes 1708 amino acids. The record is from RefSeq and is a predicted model, not a curated record. Gene Ontology annotation, molecular function: chitin binding. Gene Ontology annotation, cellular component: extracellular region. NCBI's taxonomy places the organism in Eukaryota, Metazoa, Arthropoda, Malacostraca, Decapoda, Varunidae.